GAGAAUGAACAGGAUAUACACAAUUGGGAAUGGUUCUUUUUCUGGCUUAGGCAAGCUUAAAUCACUGAAUCUGUCCAUUAAUAAUCUCCAUAUUUGGAAGGAAUCCAACUUGUCACGUGACAUGCCCGAAUUGGAGAUCGUUGAUAUCAGUGGCGCCAUUUUUUGGAUUCCUACAAGAAUGCUACUGAGCGUUCCCACCCUCAAGGAAAUCAUCGGUGUCACGUGGUGCAAAUUCUGCAAGAAUUGCWCUUUGGUAAAUCCGAGGAACUUGGUCAACGGCACCGCACGAAAAGAAGCUGCUAACAAGUGCCUAAAUAGAUUCACCGGGUAUAAUUACUUAAAAAUUGGUAAAAAAGRUCCAAAGAGAUUUGUAUCGCACGGUUUCGUGCCAGAAUGCAUGUGUGUUAAGGAGACGGAGUGUGAGUUCAGGCAAUUAGUAAUGCCAUACUUUAACGCUCAAAGUACAUUGCCCCAAUAUUUGUUCUAUCUAGAGUACGUUAUCAGCCCUUUGACUAUUUUAGCCAAUUUGUUUGUCCUUGUGCUGAUCAUUACAAGGAAAAGCCUCCGAAACACUGCUGCAUUCUGUCUCAUCCUAAACAUUGCAAUUAUUGACAUUUGUGUAGGUAUUUAUUCCAUAUCGGUUGCAGAUACAAAUAUCAAACACAUCAGUCAGAUCUUAGAGGAGCUGAUGUGGACAGGGCAAAAACUAAGGCCUARUACAGGACCGAUAUUYAUCGCGGGUCAGUUAAUAUCAGUCCUUAUAACUUCUAUACUUACCAUUGAGCGCUAUAUGGCCGUCAUAUACUGUACUACUACUAAUAUCAARCUUACCAUGAAAUCCACGCUGAUAUUGCUCGCAUUUGCUUGGCUCGCUGCCGGUAUUUUUGCCAUUUUACCAUUAUUUGGCGUUGCCGGUCUGCGGUAUAACAUAAAGCGCGCAUGCGCACCUCUAAGUUAUGACGUAGAAUAUCAGUCCCAGUCCUCUUUUGUUCUCAUUGCAAUGCUCGUUUUAAUUGUGUUCUUGUAUUUCACCAACAUYCCAAUGUACUACAAGAUAUUCCACUUUGUKAAAAAGAAUACYGGGAACACAAAAGGUGUCAAAAAGGAAGUUUCUCUUGCGCGCAAAAUCGCUUCGUUGAUUUUCACAAAAUUUGUCUUUUUCACCAUCCCUAUACUACUUAUUCUUGUUGUAUCGAUUUUUUCUGAAUACAGCAAUAAUCCCUUUGACUUUCACGGCGAUGCCUUUCAGUCGACAAUGUUUAAGAUUAUCAUUGGUCAGUGGUUUCCUGUUACGUGUCUUAAUAUCAACGCUCUUCUCGAUCCGUUUUUGUACGCCUUUCGACAUUCUUUGUUUAAGAGAGAAUAUCGAUAUCUCGUGCGUCGGUACACUGGGAAGGUAACGCCACAGAGUGAUGAUUCACGCAAUGAUAAAACAAUGAGCGUCAUUCAUACCAAUUAAUCGAUAUAACUUACUUAUGUACCAUAAUUCCGCCUUAGAUAAAUAGAUCAAAUUUGAAGAUACUGCGAAUGAUCUAAUCUCAAGCAUGCAUUAGAAUGCAAGCACUAAAACCAUUAAAAACGUACGUUAGCAAAGAAAGAAUUCACUUUCCAGCACUGCGGCUGCCCAGAGCUCAUCAGAUCAUACUAGAUCAGUUUCUAGCAUAGAAUACAGUAUCGAAAUCCAUAACUCGUGUUCGCUCUGCAACAGAAAUAAUAUAUAUCAUAUACAGUUUGCAAUCUCCGCUUUUGCUUGAACAUAUAACGAACUCACCAAAAGUACUAUAUUAUAAAAACAAUGCUUUAACACAGUGCCUGUGAUCAACGUUAAAAGGACUCACUGUGUAAUACUAUACUGCAGUACUGUCGUGCCUUCGAUAGAAUGCAAUAUGCAYGGUCUUGGACAUGCGUGAAACCUAUUAGCAACAAUGCAUUUCGAUCGUGCAMCAYUGAUAUGAGGUAUUCAGUAUAUCAACCUUUUCUUUAAAUUGCUGUAUAUACUGUAUUUACCAUGACUUAUUAACAUCUUAUAAGUAUUGAUAUUUACCAUUUACUCAUUGAGAUAUAAACCCUAAGUCUUGUAAUUAUGUAUAGCAGCCUAGUAUAUACGARAUAUAUGGGAUCAGAGACCAGUGCUAUUUUAUCUGGGGCUCAGCUAUUACAUUUUCGCCAUUUUCAUGGGCUCAACUCGGAUCAGAGUUUUAGCUCUGGAGUAGUCGGUAUUAAAGUGGCUUAGUGAACUUAGUAAUUUAGAAUCAUAAAGUUAUUCAGGGGAUUGACAAGAUCAGUGAUCAAAACUGCCAUCAUUUGGGGGAUCAAGGAUCAGGCUAUUAGUGUUGGGAUCGGGAAUCAAAAAGAGAAAUAUAUAUCUCAUUACUGACCUUGAUAUAUGGUUAAGCACAAGAAUUACAACGUAUACCCGUAUAUGUAUUUUAAUCGAUAUUUAUAUAGAUGCACAUGUACAGUGUACACAUAUAUCAAAAAACAAUUAAUAUAUACAAACUUCAAAUGAAAUCGUUCUGCAUAUAUUGUAUACUGCAUAUAUAAGUAAAGCCUGCCCCUCAACCCUCAAAAACGGGGAUUAUAUAUGACACUAAAAUAAUAAAAUAUGCUUACA
This is a messenger RNA of Exaiptasia diaphana, 2614 nucleotides long. Its product is annotated as follicle-stimulating hormone receptor-like. Gene Ontology annotation, biological process: G protein-coupled receptor signaling pathway. The transcript is spliced from 2 exons. Gene Ontology annotation, cellular component: membrane. Gene Ontology annotation, molecular function: G protein-coupled receptor activity. The coding region runs from base 5 to 1459 and encodes 484 amino acids. The record is from RefSeq and is a predicted model, not a curated record. Lineage: Eukaryota; Metazoa; Cnidaria; Anthozoa; Actiniaria; Aiptasiidae.